Messenger RNA from Guillardia theta CCMP2712, 243 nucleotides. RefSeq lists its product as hypothetical. The record is from RefSeq and is a predicted model, not a curated record. NCBI's taxonomy places the organism in Eukaryota, Cryptophyceae, Pyrenomonadales, Geminigeraceae. The annotation marks the transcript as partial. The transcript is spliced from 2 exons.
UGCGAUGCUGGUUACUUCUGUGAAGGAGGAAAUGCGAGGCCCGCGCCUUGCCCCGAAGGCUUCUUCUGUGCUGCAGGAGCUCAUUCACCGACCAAGUGCCCCCUGGGUCACUACUGCGAGAAGCAGGCCAAGGCUCCGCAGGCUUGUCCAGCAGGGUUCUACUGCGAGAAGCAGGCCAAGGCCCCUGUAAGAUGCCCCAAGGGCUUCUUCUGUGUUCGAGGAGCCUCCAAGCCUGAGCCUUGC